Archocentrus centrarchus (flier cichlid) is the source of this 3673-nucleotide messenger RNA. RefSeq names its product nuclear factor of kappa light polypeptide gene enhancer in B-cells 2 (p49/p100) (gene nfkb2). Gene Ontology annotation, biological process: regulation of DNA-templated transcription; signal transduction. The coding region runs from base 163 to 2841 and encodes 892 amino acids. The record is from RefSeq and is a predicted model, not a curated record. NCBI's taxonomy places the organism in Eukaryota, Metazoa, Chordata, Actinopteri, Cichliformes, Cichlidae. Gene Ontology annotation, molecular function: DNA-binding transcription factor activity, RNA polymerase II-specific; RNA polymerase II cis-regulatory region sequence-specific DNA binding; protein binding. The transcript is spliced from 24 exons. Gene Ontology annotation, cellular component: cytoplasm.
UGUGCCAAACCCGAGCACCCUGCUGUCAUCGGUUUUCUGAUGAAGGACGCCGGCCGGCUGUUUUCAGGCGGACGCCUUGAAGUACGGAAAUUCCCUGAAGGAGGAAGAACAGAUCAGCUGCCUCCUCUUCAUCAGCGUCAUCAUCAGCAGUUCGGCUGAGCCAUGGCGGGGGCCCUGCGGAUGACUGAAGCUCAGUUCAUCAGCGUCUACGAGAACGACCUGCAGCAGUUAAUGCAGUAUGACUACAUUCCUCCAGUGGACAUAAAGACUGAGCCCUACAUACCUGAGACAGCUCACGGUCCAUACAUUCAGAUCAUCGAAGAGCCCAAACAGAGGGGCUUUCGUUUCCGUUAUGAGUGCGAGGGUCCAUCGCACGGCGGGCUCCCGGGGGCCUCCAGCGAGAAGAACAAGAGAACCUACCCAACAGUGAGGAUUAAUAACUACGUGGGUCUGGCCCGGGUCGAAGUCCAGCUGGUGACCCACAGCGACCCUGCUCGCGUCCACGCUCACAGUCUGGUCGGACGUCACUGCAUCGAGAAUGGCACCUGCACGAUCGACAUCGGCCCCAACGACCUCACCGCCUCAUUCAGUAAUCUGGGGAUCCUCCAUGUGACCAAGAAAGGUGUUGUUGAAGUUCUGACCCGGAGGCUCAGAGAAGAGAAGAAGAGACAAAAAGGAGCACACGGUCACCUGACAGAUGCUGAGGAAUCUGCCAUCGCAAAGGAGGCCAAGGAGCUGGGGAAGACGAUGGACCUGAACAUCGUCAGGUUAAAGUUCACCGCCUACCUGCAGGACAGCACCGGCGCCUUCACCAGAGCGCUGAAACCGGUCGUCUCCAACCCCAUCUACGACAGCAAGUCUCCAAACGCCUCCAACCUGAAGAUCUCUCGCAUGGAUAAGACGUGCGGCUCGGUGCUCGGAGGAGACGAGAUCUUCCUGCUCUGCGACAAAGUCCAGAAAGAUGACAUCGAGAUCCGUUUUUAUGAGGACGAUGAGGAGGGGUGCUGGGAGGCGUUCGGGGACUUCUCACCUACGGACGUCCACAAACAGUACGCCAUCGUGUUCAAAACGCCGGCCUACCACAGAGCAGAGAUCGACCGGCCCGUCACCGUCUUCCUGCAGCUGAGGCGGAAGAAGGCCGGCGACUGCAGCGACCCCAAACAGUUCACCUACAUACCGCAGGUCCAAGACAAAGAGGAGGUGCUGAGGAAGAAGCAGAAGCCGCUGCCUCCCUAUGAAAACUGGAGAGGAGGAAGAGGAGGAGGAGCCGGGGGAUUUGGUGGAGGAGGAGGAGGAGGAUUUCAGUUCCACCAGGAGAUGAACGGACCGGGCGGAGGAGGAGGAACGGCAGGCUUUUUUAACUUAUCUUUCCAAGGCUUUGGCGCCGGAGGAGGGACUCAGAUGUCAGGCUCCACCCCUCAGACGGGCUUCACCCAGCAGCAGACAGACAGACAGGCGGGAGGACAGCCCGACUCGCCGCUCCGUCAGCAUCUGCUUCAGAUCGCCGCCGCCCUCAACAGCAAAGUGACACAGAGCGCUCGGCAGACCGCCGCCGCCCUGCUGCAGUACUGCAGCACUGGAGACGCACGCGUCCUCCUGGCAAUCCAGAGACACCUCUGCGGCAUCCAGGACGGAAACGGAGACACGCCUUUACACCUGGCCAUCAUCCAUCAUCAGACAGGUGUGUUCCAGCAGCUCAUCCACACUCUGCUCAGCAGCCAGCAGCAAGGCAUCAUCAACACAGCCAACCACCUCCACCAGACUCCCCUCCACCUGGCAGUGAUCACACGGCAGGUGAAGGUGGCGGAGGUGCUGCUGAAGUCGGGGGCUGACCCCAGCCUGGUGGACAAAGAUGGCCGCACCCCCCUCCACCUGGCAGCGCUGGCUGGGGACCACAGUGUGCUUCGUCUCCUGCUGGCUCACCUGGGAGAACGUCACGCCCACCUGGUCAACAUGCCCGACUUCCACGGUCUCCACCCGCUCCACCUGGCCGUGAGGAGGGACGGUGAGCGCUGCCUGCGUCUGCUGGUCGAGGGCGGAGCUAAAAUAAACGAACCCGAGCAGAAGAGUGGGAACACCGCCCUCCACCUGGCUGUCAAAGAAAACCUGUUCAAGGUGGCCUGCCUGCUCAUCACAGAGCUCCGGGCCGACGUUAAUGCCUGCACGUUUGGAGGAAACACGCCGCUACACCUGGCUGCCAGCCUCGGCUCGCUGACCUUCUGCUCCAUGCUCAUCGCUGCAGGUGCUGACAAGUACAUCGAGAACGACGAGCCGCUCUUCUUCAGCUCCUCCUCAGACGAAGAUGAACCAAUCAGAGAGGAAGAGGACAAAGAGCGGGAGACCGCAUCAAAGACAGCCAACCCUCGCAAGAGACCCGCGGCAGGCCACACCCCCCUGGACCUCGCUAAAUGCCAAAAGGUGAGGAAGGUGUUGUUACCCAAGAGUCCAAAGCCGGAUCCUCGUGACGAACCAACCAGCAGCACUAAAGCGCUCGAGAGGCCGGGGCUCGACGAGGACACGCUGUCGCGGCUCGUGGAGGUGCUGAGCGUCGGCGACGUCCCCUGGAAGAAGCUGGCGGAGAAGCUGGGCAUGAUGACGCUGACGCACCUGUACCAGGACAGUCCCGUGCCCUGCCGCCAACUGCUGCACCACUACAAGCUGGGUGGAGGUGCAUUCGAAGACCUGGUUGAAGCUCUUCAGUCUCUCGGUCUGACAGAAGGAGUCCGACUGCUGAGGAACACUGAGCUACGAGACGACAAACACAGCACAGACGUCACGGUCGACAGCGGCUUUGGCAGCCAGCCAAUGGAAGACGUGGAGCCGCCCGUGGCCAAUCAGUGACGAGCGAGUCACAAACAUAUUCCUUCUGGGAUCCAUCAGAAACUAUGAGUCAGCAGAACCGGACCAGGACCCGCAGAGAUCCAGCAGACUGGGAGCAGGUCUCAGAGAUCGGACUCUAAACGUUUCCUGUUUCCUGCAGGCCCUGAACGCUGCAUUUCAGAUUGAGAUGAACAUUUUAAAUCUGUCUCAGCAAUAAAAUGAGUCAAGUUUUAAAAAACGGAGUCGAAAUGCAUGUUUUUCAUACAAAUACAGAAGAUGGCUCAUUUCAGCGUGUACCAUAGAUCUCAAAGCUUUGCUCUUUUUGGCCCCCCCAAGAGUACCUGGCUGCAGGCAAGAGGGCGCCGCCAUACCUCAACUCCAGUCUGGAACGCCACAGGAAGUUGUGACAUACCAGAAGUCACGUGACCUUUAUGGCGGAUGUGGGUCUUCUUCGUGGGCUUUUUCCACGUGAUGUAGCCGGCAGGUUUAAAACAAAUCUGCCGGCUUUAUUUUAACCCUCCUCUUUUGUUUGUUUCUCAGUAACACUUUGACCUAGAGCCAGUUUUAUUUAUCCCAAAAUGUCAGAAUCCACAAAUAAACAAUGGCAGUUGGUAUACCAAUUUAGAGGUGCAUUACCGCCACCUACUGGACUGGAGUUUGGAUCAGUGACUCUGGCAAUUUCCCAGCGAUAAACUCACGAAGAAGACCAACUUCCUGUGGAGAUCCAGAAUGGAGUUGAGGUAUGGUGGCGCCCUCUUGCCUGCAGCCAGGUCCCUCUCCUCCUUUUUGGUGUUAACUUAUGUUUUUGUUCUUCCUGUAAUAAUUUUACAUUCAUUAAAGAGUUUAUCUGUGA